AGUUAAAAGAGCAGCUCCUGGCCCGUGCAUCACAAGUGGAGGAAAUAGAACGUUUAAAGCAAGAAUUUGAACAGCAACGACAGCAAAGGAAAAGUGAGCAUGAAACUGAAUUAGAACAAUUGAGACUUUAUUUUGAAAAGAAAUUGAGCGUAGCUGAAGAAAACUACAGAGAGGAGCUGACUUUGCUGCAUCAGAGACUGCAAGAACUGAAGGAAUAUUCAUUGUUGGAGUCAGAUGUGAGCCAGGAUCAAGCAGUGGAUAUCAGUUCCUCUGUCACAGUUUUUGAAGAGACAACUGAAAAAGAGAGGAGAGUCAUACUUGACCAACUAAAUCAACAGCUGGAGCAACAUAAGGAAGAACUUGCCUGUUUGCGAGUGCAGCUCAAAGAACAGCAUAGGUGUGAAUUAGAUACCUUAAGGUCUUCCCUUGCACUUCAGUAUAAGGAGGACCUAAUGAAAAUGAAGAUGGAUCUUUCGGACAAAUAUAUAAAAGAAAUUGAGGAAAUGAAGAAAAAGCAUUGUCUAGAACUUGAGCAGCUCCGCGCUAGACUUUCAGAAGAACAUAUCAAAG
This is a messenger RNA of Tinamus guttatus (white-throated tinamou), 570 nucleotides long. NCBI's taxonomy places the organism in Eukaryota, Metazoa, Chordata, Aves, Tinamiformes, Tinamidae. The record is from RefSeq and is a predicted model, not a curated record.